Messenger RNA from Phialemonium atrogriseum, 2531 nucleotides. RefSeq lists its product as uncharacterized. The transcript has 2 exons. Bases 112 to 2364 code for a protein of 750 amino acids. The record is from RefSeq and is a predicted model, not a curated record. NCBI's taxonomy places the organism in Eukaryota, Fungi, Ascomycota, Sordariomycetes, Cephalothecales, Cephalothecaceae.
AGGUGUCGUCCUCACAACUGCCGCCCGUGCUAGUAUCCCGUUGGAAGCAGGAUAUAUUUCUGCACUGCCGAUCGCCUUCCUGUGGGGCAUACAUAUAGUCCCUAUUCCACGAUGGUCUCCUUCUUCGGCUUGAAGUUUGGGGCCGAUAAGAAAAAAAAGGCCGAUAAGUCGGCAGAGCAGAAGCCGCCGCAACAAUGGAAGAGAAUCGAUCAAAACACCCUGGGCGAAGGUCAGUUCUUUGGCACGAAUGUCGGAAGCACCAGUGUCAUCAAUGGCAGCAUCCGCUCCGUCCCGAGGCCAGGAACUUCCCACUCUACGCGGUCGAGGUCGCCGUUCGUGUAUAACACCCACAACCUGGCGGCAUCAAGCAUGCUUGACCUCCCCAAUGGCGGUCAUGCGAAGAAUAUGAGCUUUUCAAGCCUGAAGCCUUCGUCUUCCGACAUAAAUCUACGCAUGAACUUCACAAACGCCUCGUCGGCGAGCCUUGGUAUACCAGGCCCGGCAUUCGAUUCGCGGCCUGGGACGCCGGGUGGCACUAGGACGAAGGCGUGGGUGAAUCCGCUCGACGUCCACUUCGGCAGAAGUGGGGUCUCGACGCCGCCCAAGUCCUCUCUCGGACAAUUUGAGCUCAAUGCGGACUUGUUCAACGGAGAAAGAGAUGGAGCGUCGUUGCUGGGGGAUAAGCCUGAAACCCUGACGCAGGCCAUCAUGGGGUCUAUCGAGCAGAGGGAGAAAGAAAGGAUCCCCCGAGAGAACGGGGCAGAGAGGGAACAGGGACGGACAGGCAAAGAGGCGGGGAUAGAACGGGCAAGAGAAAGAGAAGCGGGGUUGGGCCGGCAGCAGGAGAGGCAACAACAACCAACAGCAGCAGCGAGAUCGCCGCCUCCCGGUCCCCUGGAGUAUUCGUCACCACAAGGGUCGAUGAAUGGCCCGUUGAACGGUCCCGCAGAUCGGCCAAGGUUCCAGGGUCAGAUCGACCAGCGCCCAGGAAGCCGGGGAGGAUUGAGGAAUGGUCCGACGAUGGAGCCUAUGGAUCGGCCAAGAUUUCACGGACAUGCUGACCCAAGGCCGGACAGUCGAAAUGGGCGGAGGAACGGUCCUACACAUGCUCCAGCGAGCGGCCUAACGAAUGGUCCUGCCAAAAGCCCGAUGAUUGAUCCUAUGUACGGUCAGGCCCGUUCGCAGGAACCAUCCUAUGGGCAGAAUGUCCACGGACCGGCCUCGUUGCCUUCGCCUACCGGUUCCAUGCCACGUUCCGGCGAGGACCUUCACGGCGUGCAAUACGAUAAGCCAGUGAUUCAGAACGUCAGUGCUAAGCGAGAUACUCUUACCAUCAGCACAUACCGAAAACAGAGCUUGACGAUGAAGAUCGAGGAGUUUGAAAAAUCCUUGGUCGAUGCUCAACAAGCCAUAGAGAGCCCAAGGAAGGAUAGUGGCUCCAGUAGCCAUUACGAUGAUGAGAACAAUGGCGAGUUGGCGCAAGAACCGCAAAAUUCACGGCGUCCCUCGCCUCCCUUUGCUGCCUCCAAUCCCAUACGCACACAAAGCCCCAUACGUGCCCCCCCGAGACACGGGCAGAGGCCGAGACGGCCCAACCCCGACGAAUAUGGUGUCCGGAUGGUACCGGACUCGAGGCCAGGGCCAGGAGGACCAGGCCCAAUGCUUGGACAUGCAGGGCAGGAGCCACGGCGCCCCGGUCUCGCCGACACACCCCAUUUCCCGCCGCCUGCGCCACGCACAGGGCCUCCUCUGCAACCCCGCGAAACGAAUUGGCGCGAGCAAGGUGGCGAGGACCGCGGUAUGCAUCCGGACAAGUUUACCAAGCCACGGCCAAGUCCGCGGCCGGGUGUCCCCGACGCAGUCCCCAACACCCACGUAGCUCCCUCAACGCCAGACUCCAGCGGCUGGCCACUGCCGUCGCCGACAAUAUCCAGCGCCCCCCCGACGCAGCCUGUCGAUCAGCACUCGCCUAGCUCGUCCGCCACACUCAGCCCGAGGCUGGCCCGCCCCAAGGUCCCGCCGCCACUCACCUUCGACUUCUCGCCACAGGCGUACAGCCGGGCGAACGGGCCCUUCACGCCGCCCCUGCGCGUGAACAUCGAGCAGCAAUGGCACUCGUCCCCGGAAGCCCGGCCCGGCACUGCGGCGGGCAGCAUCCCGUCGGUCGCCCCGGUGGUCCCUGCUGUCGACGGCCCCGGCAACCACAGCCCCACCACCGGCUUUGGUCUCGGGCCCCAGAUCGGCGUGGCGAGGGGCCUGUCGGUGCGGGAACCCCAGGGCCUGGCUCCGGGCGAGAGGAGGCCCAAUUACGGCCUCAAGUCGCCGACGGGGAUUGCGGACAACUUCGGGACGGGAUUUAUCUGACGUGCGAGGGUGGUGUGUUUGUCUUGUCCAUUCUUGUGUAUAUAUAUAUAUGUACAUUCCUUCGGAGAGAGAUUGUGGGCAUGUGUGUCAUGGAACCACGAACGAGGUACGGCUUCGCAGUGGGCUUGGAUAUUAACGACGCAGGGACAGGGGCAUUGGGCUCGAUG